AGCAGUGGCUCUGGGUAGAGAAACGGCCAAGGGGAAUCCCUCGCGGGAUUGCUUCACUUUUGGGCAGUCCUUCCAGGAGAUGAAAUGAUGCUAUUGCACUUGACUAGCCGGACGCCAACCGGCCAUACUCCGAUGCGGCACGAUGCACCUUCUCGCAUCCCACAUACCGCUGACAUGUGCUUAUCUCUCCUUUCAUCCCCCUCUGCCUGCUCGAUGUGCGGUUCGGCCCUGGACCCAAGGCUCCCAACAACUCUUAAUCCCGAAAACGCAACCACGACGUCGAAGCAUUAUUCCCGUACGGACGCCACAUCGAGAGCCGUUGAAACAAGAUCGACGCAGCAACGCCACUUACGGCUCUUCGACGCGGGUGAGGAGGCCUCCACGACGCUUAGCUCACCCCGGUGCGGGUUCCCCAGAUCACGCACCAAAUUUCCACCAAUGGAACAGCCGCAGCCAGCGUCUCGCUCUGUGAUACCCCGGCAUCAAGGGCCAUCGUCUCUAUAGCCUGGAAAAACAGUUGGAAGCCAAGGCUGCACAUCGGCCUGCCGAAUUAGCCACCGCGGGAGACUCGCAGCUCGGGAAGAGCCAUCGGAGCAAUAGCUCUAGCGGGCACCGUU
Trematosphaeria pertusa is the source of this 617-nucleotide messenger RNA. RefSeq lists its product as uncharacterized. Gene Ontology annotation, biological process: proteolysis. Gene Ontology annotation, cellular component: extracellular matrix. The transcript has 2 exons. The record is from RefSeq and is a predicted model, not a curated record. Bases 85 to 504 code for a protein of 139 amino acids. Gene Ontology annotation, molecular function: metalloendopeptidase activity; zinc ion binding. Lineage: Eukaryota; Fungi; Ascomycota; Dothideomycetes; Pleosporales; Trematosphaeriaceae.